UCCCCAUCCAGAGUCACAUGUCGCUCAGCACCUUCACUCUCGGGGGACUCGUCCUCAAACCCCGACCUCCGAACGGUAGCCUUUAUUUGAAGGGGCGAGCUCGAGUACGAAGGUCGUCUUCAUGAUGGUCCGUGUUACCGGACCAGUGGUCCUGGUCGUGUCAUGGAGAUCUUUGAAUGAACGACAUUAUCCUGCUAACUCCGCUGUGAGUUGGCGACUCGCCACACUUGUAACCCGUCACUUGACUCGUCCCUUCUCUGCUCACACAGAAACCCAAGUGACUUGUUUACAGCGCUGUCGACUCGUAUCAGCGGUUGUACUUUGAAGGGCUCACCGGAUGUAGAACGGCGUCCCUCCGGUCGCGGUGACGCAGCCGUGCUGGUGUGUCUCCUCCACUCCGGGGCUUUGUAUGAGUCUGGAUCGGAACCAGCCAGCGCUAGUCCGGGACGAUGAACGGGAAGUCGGCGAGCGGCUCGGCGGGAGGCAUGGCGUGCAUCGAGGGUCUCCCGCCGCUGCCCAAGAGCCUGAGCGGCUUGCUCAACUCGAGCGGCGGCUCGUGGAGGGAGAUGGAGCGGAUGUACGUGAAGAAGACCAUGAUCCAGGACGACCUGAGCCGCGGACGGAGCCACGCCGACAGCCUGCUGGCCAGCAAGCCGGCCAACCUGGACGCGGCUCUGGCCCUGCUGCGCAAGGAGAUGGUGGGGCUCCGGCAGCAGGACAUGUCCCUGCUGUGUCAACUCUGGUCGCUCCACGAGUCCAUCCAGGAAUACAAGGGCAGCUGCCAGGACCUCAGCGCCGCCUCCAGCCUCAGCAUGAUGGACAACGGGUACUUCGACGAGGACGACGAGUACUACCCAGAGCCCGGCGCCACGCCCACCGGAGAGCAGCCGGAUGGCGGGGAAGGCCUGAGCGGUGCGGCGUCCAAAAACGGCAGCGGCAAAGACGACAGCUGGGACUCCUUCCACGUCGCCAUCUGAGGCGGCUGAGGGCGCACGGGGUCCUGUUGCCACGACGCUGGAGGCGGAGCUGCAGCGGGGACCACCUGCUGACGGGGCACUUUUUCUGCCCGGACAAGCUGCUGCUUCAGAGCCAGAAAUAUAUCAGCAAAGUUUAUUAUUUAUUGUCUCAUGUCAAGGUCAGCCAAGGUCUUGCCUCGCGGAGGACGGGGAGGAGCUUCCGAAUGUUUUCCAGAAACUCUUGGGACUUGUUUGUUGGUUAGCGUCGCGCUAACAGUGUUAUUGUUACUUUUCCAGUGUAUUGUACUUUGACUCUGUCACCAGAGGAUCCUCUCAGCCUAGCAUGUGCCAGCACGCCUCAAACAGUCCAGUUAGCAGCCGCCAGGCCACGACGCUAGCUCUGGUUUGGUUGAACCUGUGAAAGCGCUUCCUCCAGCACUGGUGCUUAGCGGUCGCGAUGCUGCAGACUUGUGUCCCGCGGCAGAAACGCGUCUGAGUUUCUCUUGGUGAGCAGAUUGUAGCCACUUUUUUUUAACCACCGCCAGCAUCGCCACUUGUUAGCGCCCUCCUCUGGAGGAGCAGUACUUCCUUCCUCGCGGUCUAACCAGCAAGCUAAUGUCGCGCAGAGAAGCUCUGUCACUCAUGUUUAUGUCUGUACAGGUCAUGUGACACUCGAGCACAAACCAAAGAAAACAGCUAAGUUUAGCUCGACGGAUUUUCGACUGAGAACGUCACACGAUGUUUCGGUGUGGAACAAACUGAGAAUGAGAAGCGAGUUAUGUAACAACGUUUACAUAUCCGACCAUUGUUAAAGUAGCUAGCCAAAGCUAGCGGGCUAAAUGAGUAUUCAGUCCAAAAAGUAUUGGUAUUCCAGGCUGUGGGCGACAUGCUAACGUCUGUUUCAAUUGGAGAAUGUCUGUCACGUCAAUGACGAGUCGCUCGACGUUGUUCAACACCACUCCGGGUCGGUGUCUCGAGUUCUUGGCUAGUAAAUGCUGGAACGACUCAUCCUUGCUGCCGAGACUCACUACUGAAUGUUACGUGGUUUUCAUCCGAAAAUAUUUCCCGCUAAAGAUGUUCUCGUGAGCCACGAUAUCGUGAGGUGUUUUCACAGUCGGUGCCUUGCUAGGACACAUGUGAGUCUGAGAACUUGUGACCGGGGUUGGGGGGUUCGACUCGACUGUGCUGUCCUGCAGAUGUCCAGUAGCAGCUACAAGCUCGCGCCCGCUAGGCUAGCAAGCCGCACCUCCGCUCGGCUCUGGAACGUCGCCGCCUGGGGUCGAAUGUGGUGGAGCUUGUAGAUAUGGAGGUGGUUCACCUCCAGGAGACACCAGGCAAAAUAGUGGUUGUGUGACUCAGUGGCUGGGUUUUGUUCUGUAAACUUGUGUUGAUGAACCAUUAAAGUCCGACAUUGAAACAAACGAUAGCGCUGAGUCGUCAGAAGACUGGGGCAACCAAAGCAACUGAGGGAUGAGCAGGUGUGACGUGUGGAAGAUGGUCGGCAGAAGUCGCCCGCACAGCGCGGCAACCCCACACGGAGACCCUGCCCUGACCUCGGGUGAGGUGAGCACUGACGUGGACGGCGUCGCCCUGUCAGUCAGAUGGAUCAGAAGCCUCAGUCGGGCUUCACACCGCGACUCACAGCUUUGAAGCUGCUGCAGCUCCAAAGCACCAGAGGCCCUGACCUCCUGGAGAUGACCUGAACUUCGAGCAGCGGUGAGACGUGUCCUCUCUGAAGGAAACAUGAGCCGCUGACCUGCUGCCGACUUGGUGUCGACGGUGCACUUGGCAGUACCUUUGACUCGUGCGCACGGUGCGAUCUGACUUGCUGUGACACGCUAUGUUGCAGGGACUCGGUGGGAGGUUCUUGAGUUGGUGACUUGUUCUUGAUGGCUUUGUGAGACACCUGGACUUAGAGUGACUUGGUGAUCAUGAGGCGGGACUUGUCAUUGGCCUGGGGGGUGUGCAGUUGAAUGAGAAGACUUGUUGACUGGCUGAUGCAGAAGCCACGUCCCGCUGAGGAGCCCUGGACGGGAACAGAGGCCCGGCAACAGAUGAGCGCUGAGGAAGGCGUCCACUACUGCGCUCGCAGUGGGGAUUAGAGCAGAUUAAUCUUGACUGAGAGAGUAAAUCCAAGGUGCACGUCACUCUCGCCACACACCCAUGUGACAUGUGUGUUUGUCUCGCUAUCCUUGUGGGGACCUCUCAUGGCUCCCAUCCAAAACACAUGGGUGACCUGAACUAAACUGGAAGCCAUCUUUAAUGUUUCCAGCGUGCGGCUUGUUUCACAUCCAUGACCAACCGUCAGUCCAGCGCGGAGCUGAACAGUCCAGCUGGGCCUGGCAGGCAGGCCGACCCGGGCUGGUUCUGACCCGGGAGCGGACUGUGGUGCAGUAAUCAGAUUAGACAGAUUAUCCAGCCGCAGACUGCAGCAACUGACCGGCGCUCGCUCGCUGCGGCACAUUGGUCGCACAAGCCGCACCAGGUCACAACAGUACGGAUAUGUUGGGUGGGACCUGUUCAUGUGCAGGUCA
Messenger RNA from Synchiropus splendidus (mandarinfish), 3490 nucleotides. RefSeq names its product family with sequence similarity 89 member A (gene fam89a). The record is from RefSeq and is a predicted model, not a curated record. The transcript is spliced from 2 exons. Lineage: Eukaryota; Metazoa; Chordata; Actinopteri; Syngnathiformes; Callionymidae. Bases 450 to 977 code for a protein of 175 amino acids.